AUGACGACCCCCAACAUCGAGCUGCUCACAGCGGCCACACCCAACGGCCAAAAGAUCUCCAUUUUCCUCGAAGAACUCGGCAUCCCCUACAAGACCACCGCCAUCGAUCUAUCCAAAGACGAGCAGAAGUCCGCCUCCUUUCUCAAAGUCAACCCCAACGGUCGCAUACCCGCGAUUGUAGACCACAGCCGCGACUCAUACCCCGUCUUUGAAUCUGGAGCCAUCUUUCUGUAUCUCGCCGAACACUAUGACAAAGACUUCAAGUUCAGCUUCCAGGAUAGUGACGAGCGGAUGGAUAUGAUACAGUGGCUCUUCUUCCAGAACGCCGGCGUGGGCCCAAUGCAAGGACAAGCGAACCAUUUCGUGCGCUACGCACCCGAGAAGAUUGACUAUGGCACAAAGAGAUACAAGAACGAGACAAAGCGCCUCUACUCGGUACUAGAAGCGCGACUCCAGGAUAGAGACUAUCUCGCAGGCAAAGGCCGCGGCAAGUACAGUAUUGCGGAUAUCACGACUUUUACAUGGGUUCGGUGGGCACCUUGGGCGGGGAUUGAGAUGACCAAGUUUCCGAAGCUAAAGAAGUGGUGUGAGGAGAUUGAGGAGAGAGAUGCGGUCAAGAGAGGGCUUUUGGUGCCGUCGGGCGAAGAUCAGAUUGAGAAGUUGAGGAGGAAUCCUGAUGUGCAGGAUCCGUUUAAAGCGUGGGUGAGGAAGGGCCAGAAGGAGAUCGCGGAUACACAUGGGAACUAG
Alternaria incomplexa is the source of this 747-nucleotide messenger RNA. RefSeq lists its product as uncharacterized. NCBI's taxonomy places the organism in Eukaryota, Fungi, Ascomycota, Dothideomycetes, Pleosporales, Pleosporaceae. The coding region runs from base 1 to 747 and encodes 248 amino acids. The record is from RefSeq and is a predicted model, not a curated record. The transcript has a single exon.